GCCCCCGGCUGGCCCCGCCCCCGCGCGCGCCGGCGGCGGGGCAGCCUCGCUCUGGCUCGCGCCGCGCCCCCGCGCCCAGUCCGCGCGUCAGUCGGUCCCUAGCGCGGCUGCGGGGUGAAGAGCUGCGGCCGGCCCAGCGCGCCCACCUGAGGAGGCGGCGGGGUCCGCAGGCGUCGCGGGAGGAGGAGAUCGGAGCCGGGAGACUCGCGCAGCGCCAUGGCCCCCAUUGGCCUCAAAGCUGUGGUCGGAGAGAAGAUUAUGCAUGAUGUGAUAAAGAAGGUCAAGAAGAAGGGGGAAUGGAAGGUGCUGGUGGUGGAUCAGUUAAGCAUGAGGAUGCUGUCCUCCUGCUGCAAGAUGACAGACAUCAUGACCGAGGGCAUAACGAUUGUGGAAGAUAUCAAUAAGCGCAGAGAGCCGCUCCCCAGCCUGGAGGCUGUGUAUCUCAUCACUCCAUCUGAGAAGUCCGUCCACUCUCUCAUCAGUGACUUUAAGGACCCGCCGACUGCUAAAUACCGGGCUGCACACGUCUUCUUCACUGACUCUUGUCCAGAUGCCCUGUUUAAUGAACUGGUAAAAUCUCGAGCAGCCAAAGUCAUCAAAACUCUGACGGAAAUCAAUAUUGCAUUUCUCCCGUAUGAAUCCCAGGUCUAUUCCUUGGACUCUGCUGACUCUUUCCAAAGCUUCUACAGUCCCCACAAGGCUCAGAUGAAGAAUCCUAUACUGGAGCGCCUGGCAGAGCAGAUCGCGACCCUGUGUGCCACCCUGAAGGAGUACCCGGCUGUGCGGUAUCGGGGGGAAUACAAGGACAAUGCCCUGCUGGCUCAGCUAAUCCAGGACAAGCUCGAUGCCUAUAAAGCUGAUGACCCAACAAUGGGGGAGGGUCCAGACAAGGCACGCUCCCAGCUCCUGAUCCUGGAUCGAGGCUUUGACCCCAGCUCCCCUGUGCUCCACGAAUUGACUUUUCAGGCUAUGAGUUAUGAUCUGCUGCCUAUCGAAAAUGAUGUAUACAAGUACGAGACCAGUGGCAUUGGGGAGGCACGGGUGAAGGAAGUGCUCCUGGACGAGGACGACGACCUGUGGAUAGCACUGCGCCACAAGCACAUCGCAGAGGUGUCCCAGGAAGUCACCCGGUCUCUGAAAGAUUUUUCUUCUAGCAAGAGAAUGAAUACUGGAGAGAAGACCACCAUGCGGGACCUGUCCCAGAUGCUGAAGAAGAUGCCUCAGUACCAGAAAGAACUCAGCAAGUACUCCACCCACCUGCACCUUGCUGAGGACUGUAUGAAGCAUUACCAAGGCACCGUAGACAAACUCUGCCGAGUGGAGCAGGACCUGGCCAUGGGCACAGAUGCUGAGGGAGAGAAGAUCAAGGACCCUAUGCGAGCCAUCGUCCCCAUUCUGCUGGACGCCAAUGUCAGCACUUACGACAAAAUCCGCAUCAUCCUUCUGUACAUCUUUUUAAAGAAUGGCAUCACAGAGGAAAACCUGAACAAACUGAUCCAGCAUGCCCAGAUACCCCCGGAGGAUAGUGAGAUCAUCACCAACAUGGCCCACCUCGGCGUGCCCAUCGUCACCGAUUCCACGCUGCGUCGCCGGAGCAAGCCAGAGCGGAAGGAGCGCAUCAGCGAGCAGACCUACCAGCUCUCACGGUGGACUCCGAUUAUCAAGGACAUCAUGGAGGACACUAUUGAGGACAAACUUGACACCAAACACUACCCUUAUAUCUCUACCCGUUCCUCUGCCUCCUUCAGUACCACCGCCGUCAGCGCCCGCUAUGGGCACUGGCAUAAGAACAAGGCCCCAGGCGAGUACCGCAGUGGCCCCCGCCUCAUCAUUUUCAUCCUUGGGGGUGUGAGCCUGAAUGAGAUGCGCUGCGCCUACGAGGUGACCCAGGCCAACGGAAAGUGGGAGGUGCUGAUAGGAUCCACGCACAUCCUCACCCCACAGAAACUGCUGGACACACUGAAGAAACUGAAUAAAACAGAUGAAGAAAUAAGCAGUUAAAAAAAAAGUCGCCCCUCCAAAACACGUCCCCAUCCCACAGCGCUCCGCAGCUUCCCACCACCGCCCGCCUCAGUUCCUUUGCGUCUGUUGCCUCCCCAGCCCUGCACGCCCUGGCUGGCACUGUUGCUGCUGCGUUCUCGUGUUCAGUGAUGCCCUCUUCUCGUUUGAAACAAAAGAAAAUAAUGCAUUGUGUUUUUUAAAAAGAGUAUCUUAUAUAUGUAUCCUAAAAAGAGAAGUUCACGUGCAAUUGGUGCACAGCAGGAGAAAUUUCUGGACUGUUAGGAUGAAUGGACGCCUUCUCCUCGUUAUUUAGGAUUUGUGACCUUGUACAUAACCCUGGGUGACAUGUGCACAUUGCUUGGGUAUGGAACGGUAGAAAUUUGGGUGUUUUUAAAACCUUGUUUGGGGUUGUUCCUGUCCUUGUUGAGAAUCACAGAGAUGUCUGUGUUCUUGGAGUAUUUCACACUGAGGACUAAUCUGUUAUCUUCAUUCCAGUCCCUACCCCUCAGUGCCUGCUCUCAUCCAAAUAACCUGGGAGGUGACAAUCGGGAUAUCUCAGGAGGUCCGAGGUGGAACAAACCUCUUUGCCUUUCCCAGAGUCUCAUACCCCCGGUAGUGCAGCUGUGGGUGGAGGCUGGGGUGUCUGCACGAAGCCAGGCCAGCGUCCUCCUCCACAGCCUGUCACUGCCCCCUCCCCAGCCUGUGUCCACAGUGCUGUGAUCCCGAGGGAAGUCCUCCAUUGUAAGUCACAGUGCCCUGACAGGUGAGAAGCAAACUCCCGCUGGAAGCCUCCAUUUCUUUGGAAAAACAGUUAGUCUGGAGCCUGUGGCCCAGGCCCUUCUGUCCCCAGGCAUCAUCCCAACAGCUCAUUUUCCCUAGUCAGCCUUCGUUCAAGGGUCAGGAAUGGACCAGAACAGAUGGGUUCUGGAGGCCCCUGAACAGAGGGCUAUGGCUGUGGAGAAGGUUCUUGGCCCGUUGGACUCACACAGACCCUGUACCCUCUCAGCAAGCAUCUUCAGUCAGAUUAUCCUCAGUUUCAGAUACUUCAUAAUACCUUGUGUCGUGUGGGGUCAUACAUCAUCGUGUUUGUAAGAGAAGAUGAUCAUUUUAUUCUCUGUAUAAAACUCAGCUCUAAAGCAGAAACUAAAGCAGCAAAUGCAGGAAGGCUGUCUCGCCAUCCUCAAGACUCAGCAGCUCUCAUUCUCCAGUGGUGAGCACACCAUUUGUGCUGCUGCUGUUGUGAAAUAUAAUAACAGUGGAAGUCACAAAAAUGUCCCCUGCCCAGCCCCCUCGCCGCCCUUGACCUCCUGCAGGCCAUGUGUGUAUUACUUGUCUAGUGAUGUCCUCUUAAAGUGCUGUACGCGAGCUCGGCGCCACCUCCGCCUCCCUUUCAGAGCCUGCUCCCUGCCCUCUCCGCUCGCUGCAUUGUGGUGUUCUCUUCUCAAAGCUUUGAAAUCUCCCCUUGCACUGAGAUUAGUCGUCGGAUCUCUCCCCGUCUCCCUCCCAACUUAUACGACCUGAUUUCCUUAGGACGGAACCGCAGGCACCUGCGCCGGGUGUCUUAUUCCCGCUGCUUGUUCUGUCCUCUCCCUCGGACCAAACAGUGCUCAUGCUUCAGGACCUUGUUUGUUGAAGAUGUUGGUUUCCCUUUCUCUGUUAUUUAUAUAAAAAUAAUUUAUCAAAAGGAUAUUUUAAAAAAGCUAGUCUGUCUUGAAACUUGUUUACCUUAAAAUUAUCAGAAUCUCAGUGUUUGAAAGUAUUGAAGCACAAACAUAUAUCAUCUCUGUACCAUUCUGUACUAAAGCACUUGAGUCUAAUAAAGAAAUCAGCACCCCUUCCCGGUGUC
Messenger RNA from Pongo pygmaeus (Bornean orangutan), 3847 nucleotides. It is a transcript of the gene STXBP1, whose product is annotated as syntaxin binding protein 1. The coding region runs from base 217 to 2001 and encodes 594 amino acids. Gene Ontology annotation, biological process: vesicle-mediated transport. The record is from RefSeq and is a predicted model, not a curated record. The transcript is spliced from 19 exons. NCBI's taxonomy places the organism in Eukaryota, Metazoa, Chordata, Mammalia, Primates, Hominidae.